Molecule: messenger RNA, 557 nt
Organism: Mytilus trossulus (common blue mussel)
Lineage: Eukaryota; Metazoa; Mollusca; Bivalvia; Mytilida; Mytilidae
Exons: 3
Coding region: 43-468 (141 amino acids)
Biological process (GO): biological process involved in interspecies interaction between organisms
Cellular component (GO): external side of plasma membrane
Molecular function (GO): carbohydrate binding
Source: RefSeq, a predicted model, not a curated record
GAUAAAGCAAUUCUUUUAUCGAGCUGGUACAGAAUUGAGUUUAUGACCAUUAUGAUGACAUUAGGUUGUGUUUUACCAGGUUAUGAUUAUUUCCCCGAUGUUAACCGAUGUAUAAAGCCUUAUUCUGUAACCAAAACUUGGCAAGAUGCAAGGGAUCAUUGCCAAAGAGACGGCGCAGAUCUCAUUACAAUAACAUCAGCCCAAAUAAGAGAUGUCGUUUUCAAUUAUUCAUAUUGUAGAAUACGUGUUUGGGUAGGCAUGAGGCAAGGGAAAUGGUUAAAUGGCGAACCUUUUUUUAAUAUAUUUGGUCCUAAUACAUUGAUUAACAACGAGGAUCUACAGUAUCAACAAGACACAGACAAAAGUUGUGGGACAUUUAUAAUGACGUCACCAGAAAUGAAGAUGAUAGACGAUAGUUGCAAUAUUCGCAAACGGAGCUUUUUUCUAUGCGAAAUUCUUCCAACAUAACUGAUAAAUAGCAGUAGUUUGGUUAACGAGAGACAUGCAUGCAGGAUGUCAAAUGUUCGGAGUCUUUGAUGUACGCAUACAGUAUUUAA